CGAGCAGCGAUGGAGAAGUGGAGAUGGUGGUAGCCAUGGAGAAGUGGAGAUGGUGGUAGCGAUAGAGAAGGGGAGAGGUGGUGGUGAUGAAGAACUGGAGAUGGUGGUGGUGGCGAUGGAGAAGUGGAGAUGGUGGUGGCAAUGGAGAAGUGGAGCAGUGACGGAGACGCGCAGCGAUGGAGAAGUGGAGAGGUGGUGGUGGUGAUGGAGAAGUGGAGAUUGUGGUGGUGGCGAUGGAGAAGUGGAGCAGUGACGGAGACGCGCAGCGAUGGAGAAGUGGAGAUGGUGGUAGCGAUGGAGAAGUGGAGAGGUGGUGGUGAUGGAGAAGUGGAGAUGGUGGUGAUGGCGAUGGAGAAGUGGAGAUGGUGGUGGCAAUGGAGAAGUGGAGCAGUGACGGUGACCCGCAGCGAUGGAGAAGUGGAGAGGUGUGGUGGUGAUGGAGAAGUGGAGAUGGUGGUGGUGGCGAUGGAGAAGUGGAGCAGUGACGGAGAAGUGGAGCAGUGACGGAGAAGUGGAGAAGUGGCUCUCAAAUAUC
Messenger RNA from Chara braunii, 535 nucleotides. NCBI's taxonomy places the organism in Eukaryota, Viridiplantae, Streptophyta, Charophyceae, Charales, Characeae. The record is from the annotation of a GenBank genome assembly.